Molecule: messenger RNA, 1401 nt
Organism: Entamoeba dispar SAW760
Lineage: Eukaryota; Evosea; Mastigamoebida; Endamoebidae
Exons: 1
Coding region: 1-1401 (466 amino acids)
Biological process (GO): DNA-templated transcription initiation
Cellular component (GO): transcription factor TFIID complex
Source: RefSeq, a predicted model, not a curated record
AUGUCAAUUCCAAUAAAAAAUAUACCUAGAUUCAGAAUUCCACAAACAACAGAACCAAAACGAUCAAAUAGCACAAAACCAAAAUCUCCUAUUCACCAACAACAAACAUUCUAUCCAAUGCAUCCUACACAAAGAAGAAUACCUAACACACAAUAUUUCCACUCUCAAACAGCCGGAAAACAUCCAGGCAUACCUCAAGGAAAACCAACUAUGAACCAAAUCCCAUCAAAAUUAACUUUCCAAAAUUCUGGAUAUCCACAAUCAAUUCCUCCUAAUUUUAAUGAAAUAUUACAAGGACCUCUUACAUUACAACAAUCACAUCGAUUUGAAUUAAUACAACAGAAGAGAUUACUUCAACAACAAGUUCAACAGCAACAACGAAUGCAAGGAAUGCAAGGUAAACAACCUAUCAUGCACAACCCUCAAAUGAAUAUUCAAAGAGUUGCAAUACCACAACAAAUUCAACAACAACGAAUGCAAGGAAUGCAAGGCAAACAACCUAUCAUACACUCAACUCAAGUAAAUGCCCAGAGGGUUGCAAUGCAACACCAAUAUCAACAAAGGAGUAUGGCAACAAUAUCUACUCCUGCACCACGUCCUAUUCAACCACCACCAAUCACAACAAGUAUAACUCAAUCACAACAAUUUGUUUCUGCACCACCUGUUCCAGAACUUAAGAUAGUUCCAAUGAAAGAAGAAUAUAAACUAAUUGUAGAAAGAUUAGAACAUAAAAAUUUCUUAACUCUUAGUGAAUUAAAACGAAGAAUGCAACAGUUUUUGGCUAAACGAAACCAAAAAAUGGAAAUUGAGGAAGGGGUAUUAGAAAUUAUAUCACAAGCCACAUACAUGAGAAUGCUUGAAUGUGUAGAAAAAGUUGGAGAAGCAGCUGAGUGUAGAACUGAUGCUGAGCGAUGUGAAUUUGACAUUGAAAUAGGAGGAAUGGAUAUUGGAGAAAAAUUACGAAAUAAUUUGAACAUUGAACAGAAAGUCAGAAAAAGAGAAGUAGAUGAUGCUAAAAAACCUGAUGAAGAAGAAGAAACUGACCACAUGCAAAACUUUUAUGAUCGUAUUGAUGCAAGACUGUCCAAGAAAAAGAAACAAGUUAUUCAACAACGAGCACCAUCAUUUGAUCCUGUUAAAAUGAAUAGAGUUAAAAGAUAUAAAGAGUUAAUUAAUAAAAGAGAAAGAGGAGAAGCUUUAUCUAAAACAGAAAUGGCAUUUUUAGAUGAUAAUCAAAAAAGGGUUGAAGACGAUAUUAAGAUGCUUGAAGAAUUAGAAAUGGAAAAGAAAAGAAUGUUGAUUAAACUAACACUAAAAGAUUAUAUAUUUGCUAGACAUGAUAUUGGUAAAGGAGCAAUGAAUCGUACAGAAUUGGCUGAUUAUAGAAAACAAUCAAAUUGA